CUCACAGCAUAUAAGCAUCAUGAUAAACAGAAAGAUCCCUCUAGCAUCUUAUCUCUUCACACGCCUCAGACAAGCAGGUACAAGACGCGUAUAUGGCGUUCCAGGCGACUUCACCCUCCGAGCUCUCGACCAUCUACCGCGUUCAGGGCUCAAGUUUGUCGGAUGCUGCAAUGAAUUGGACGCCGGAUACGCAGCAGAUGGGUAUGCUCGAGCCCAACGUCAUCGCAAAGGAUCUGGAAUUGGAGCAUUGAUAACGACCUAUGGCGUUGGAGAGCUAAGUGCGGCUAAUGCGGUCGCUGGAAGUUAUGCGGAGUACUUGCCAGUUGUUCACAUCGUCGGAACGCCCUCGCGACGCGCAAGACAAGUUUCUUGUUCGUCUGUGGGCGGGAACAAACCACAUUUGCACAUUCAUCAUACGAUGGCGGACUCCAGAGUUGGGGUCUAUCGCGAGAUUGCGGAGAAGUUUACUGUUGCGCAGCUUGAUCUUGCUGAGACGACGGCGGAGGAGGUGCCGGCUCAGAUUGACAGGGUUCUGUCCCAGGCGCUACAUCAUAGCCGGCCGGUCUACAUAGAGAUGCCCUCAGAUGUUGUAGAGACGGAAAUAUUGUCAGACAAGCUGGAUGAUCCGAUAGACCCGAACCCCAACACGGUUCGAAACCUUGACGCUGGCAAAAUGGCACAGAAUCUCCUGCAGAAGCUCUAUUCAGCGAAGCGACCUCUUAUUCUAGUUGAUCGAGCUGAAGGUGCAGAAACCAUCAGGCAAGAAAUCAACGAAUUCGUUCAAAAGUCAGGCAUUCCUACAGUGUCUUUGCCAUCAGGAGCCAGCAUGGUGGACAGUUCGCUGCCCAACUACUUCGGCGUUUACUCAGGCUCUAUCGGAACGGUUGACCUGACGUCAGAAGUCAAGUCAGCGGACCUUAUAUUGGCCCUUGGAUGCCAAUUCUCUGAUACGCAAACCCUCGGUUGGGAGGUGUUACCAGAACGAAACGUCAUGACUCUCAUUGGCAGGAACCAUAUCGAGGAUGAGCCUGUCAACGUCCAACAUGUUCUCAAGAAGAUGUUUGAGGAGCUUGAUAGCACCCGGCUGCCACUCCAAGAUACAUCCUCAUGGGGAGACUUUCGAAACCAACCGCAGUUCGAGGUGUAUCCGAAGGCUUAUAUCAUCCAAGAUGAGUUCUAUAUCCACCUGAACAAACACCUACAGCCCAACGACACAGUCAUCCUCGGCAACGCGACACCAAUCAUAGGAGGCCGCGACUUGGUCCUCCCGCCAUCUUCCCAGCUGAUCGCAUCAGGAAUGUGGUUCUCAAUCGGUCACAUGCUCCCGGCCGCUCUUGGAGUCUCGCAAGCAAAGGCAGUCAUGAAGUCAAGAGGUCGGACGAUUCUUCUCGACGGUGAUGGGAGCUUCCAGAUGACGGCUCAAGAACUCAGCACUAUUAUUCACCAGCGUGCUAACGUGAUUAUAUUUAUUAUCAACAACAGCGGCUACACGUAUGAGAGGUAUAUCCAUGGAAUGAAUGAAGCGUAUAACGAUGUGGCGUCGUGGAACUAUAGUGCUGCCCCGCUGUUAUUUGGGGACGCGCCAGCGAAUUAUCCUAUUCAAUCUUGUAAAGUGAGGAAUAUGGAAGAAUUGGAUGAGGUUCUUAACUCCGAGGGUUUCAUCAAGGGCAAGGGUCUGACCCUUGUUGAUGUUGAGAUGGAUAUGUAUGAUAUCUCGGAAAAAGCCAAGGUUUUAUUUGAGUUGGCUGGAAAGCAGCUGUGAUAGAGUAUUUAGAGACAUCCAUAUGCGCCUGCUGAAAAAUAUCUAUCGCAGCC
Fusarium verticillioides 7600 is the source of this 1815-nucleotide messenger RNA. RefSeq lists its product as hypothetical. The record is from RefSeq and is a predicted model, not a curated record. The transcript has a single exon. Bases 20 to 1762 code for a protein of 580 amino acids. Gene Ontology annotation, molecular function: carboxy-lyase activity; thiamine pyrophosphate binding; magnesium ion binding. Lineage: Eukaryota; Fungi; Ascomycota; Sordariomycetes; Hypocreales; Nectriaceae.